AUGAACUCCUAUGGAUUGGCAAAUUCUUUUCAAGAAUUAAUAGACUCUUCUCAAGAAACAUUAUGUGAUAAAACAUAUAAUAAAAUGUGUAAUGAAAUUCAUAAUAGAAUAUAUGAUAAAGUGCAUAAUAAAAUAUAUAAUAAAGUGCAUGAUAAAACAUAUGAUAAAGUGCAUAAAACCUAUAAAAGACAAGAUUUGGUUAAAAUUAAUGGCUUAUUACCUCACAUUAACAAACCAAAAGUUGUUCAAGAAAAGGUAUCGCCAAUUAUAGGAUCGUUAUCACAGAAGCAAUACCAGAAAGGUCAGAAAAAGGAAAGCCCUAGCUGCAAUACUUUCAAUAUACUUGUGUUGGUACAACUUUCAAACAAAUCCAUGCUGUCCAUUAAUGCAUUAAUAGACUCAGAUGCUUCUGCUUGCUUUCAUGACUAUACAUUAGCACAUGAAUACAACCUACCUGUAAAAAGAAAGAAUACAUCACUAUCAGUAGAAGAAUGUAGUGCACACUGUUGGUAUUCAUUCACAAUGCACCUAGCAACCAAUGUCAGUAUAUCAGAAAGAGUCUUUUGGACUCAAAUUUUUCAUGUAGCCUCUGUAAACAGAAAUGAGAAAACAGCUACACUGACACUUUCAAUAAAAUAUAAUAACUUUAGUAAUGUAUUAGAUGAAAAAGAGGCAGAUAGAUUAUCAGAGCAUAGGCCUUAUGACUGUGCAAUAGACUUAGCACCAGGGAAACAGCUUCUGUGA
Cetraspora pellucida is the source of this 744-nucleotide messenger RNA. Lineage: Eukaryota; Fungi; Glomeromycota; Glomeromycetes; Diversisporales; Gigasporaceae. The record is from the annotation of a GenBank genome assembly.